GAUAAAGAUGCAUUCGUGAAAACCUUAACUGGGAAGACCAUCACCCUCGAGGUCGAAAGCAGCGACACAAUUGAUAAUGUUAAGGCUAAGAUCCAAGACAAGGAAGGAAUUCCUCCGGAUCAGCAGCGUUUGAUAGUCGCGGGAAAGCAGCUGGAAUAUGGCCGUACCCUAGCUGACUAUAACAUUCAGAAAGAGUCGACGCUGUAUCUUGUAUUGAGACUUCGUGGUGGGAUCAUAUAGCCUUCCUUGUUGGCUUUGGCCCGCGAAUACAAUCAAGACAAGAUGAUUUGCCGCAAGUAAAAAAAUACGUUCUGCUUUUGUGGUUGUAUUAUCGUUUGCCCUCAAGUUGAAUUUUCCAUACUUCCAUACUUGUAGAUAUUUUAAUUCCUUUGCCGGUUCUCUUGUACCAUUCUGGCAAGGUUGAUGGCGAAAUAUGGGAAUAGCAAUCCAAACAGUUGUAUUUUGCUUGGAUGUAUGGUGUUAAUUCCUCAAUGUAGCGGAAAUUUUAAAUCAAAGAAUGAUUUACUCUUGUACUUUGCAAACACUGCUCAUGUAGCAUUGAUUUGAUUGCAGGAUUCUA
Molecule: messenger RNA, 580 nt
Organism: Carya illinoinensis
Lineage: Eukaryota; Viridiplantae; Streptophyta; Magnoliopsida; Fagales; Juglandaceae
Product: ubiquitin-like
Exons: 3
Biological process (GO): protein ubiquitination; modification-dependent protein catabolic process
Cellular component (GO): nucleus; cytoplasm
Molecular function (GO): protein tag activity; ubiquitin protein ligase binding
Source: RefSeq, a predicted model, not a curated record